Molecule: messenger RNA, 2170 nt
Organism: Haliotis rubra (blacklip abalone)
Lineage: Eukaryota; Metazoa; Mollusca; Gastropoda; Lepetellida; Haliotidae
Exons: 8
Coding region: 113-1048 (311 amino acids)
Source: RefSeq, a predicted model, not a curated record
GCUCAGCACACUUGGUCUGAGGCGUCGUUUGGGAUGUAUAGAUCCUGAAAGAGUUAUAAGGGCUAUUCAGAAUGAGCUGCAAGGUAGUGGUACCUGUCUCGGUUACAGAAGCAUGACUGAACGCCUAAGAAAUGUUCAUGGUCUCAGAGUACCAAGGCAUAUGGUCAUGGAGAUACUGAGGAUUGUCGACCCAGACAGAGUAUCUGCCCGAAGGACCCAACGUUUUUCAAGACGACUGUACAGUAACAAGGGACCCAAUUAUCUUGUACAUAUAGAUGGCUACGACAAGAUUACACCAUUUGGUUUUGCUAUUCACGGCGCUAUUUGCGGCUUUUCAAGACGAAUACUAUGGCUCAAAGUUGGCAGAAGUAACAAAGAUCCAUAUGUUGUAGGUCACUAUUUCCUGCACUACGUGGACAGUAUUGGAGGGGUUCCCCGCUGCAUAAGAAUGGACAGGGGGACUGAGAACGUAUUUAUUGAAGAUAUACAAAAAGCAAUGAGGUGGUCACACACGGAUGAUAUGGCAGGAGAAAACAGUGUCUUGUAUGGCAGUUCUCACAGAAAUCAGAGAAUAGAAAGAUGGUGGUUGUCCUUGAGACAAAAUGGUGCGGAUUACUGGAUCAACUUGUUCAAGGACAUGGAAUCUCAGGGCAUUGUAUCAACUGACAACAACCUUCACAUGGAGUGUUUGAGGUUCUGUUUCACUCGGCUGAUACAGACUGAGCUUGACCAGAUCGCCAAUGAAUGGAACCAGCACAGGGUUAGGCGAACGGGGGCAGAUGUCAGUGGAAAGCCAGAUCUUCUCUUUUUUCUUCCAUCUGAAUAUGGCACUGUUGAUUUCAAGACUGAAGUUGACGCACGAGACAUCCACGCUAUUCAGUCAAUGUGCACCAUACCUCGCCCUUCGGGAUGUGAAGAAGAGUUCGAAGACGUCUGUCAGAAUCUCCUAAUCCUCAACGGGAAGACAGAGCCAAAGGAUACCCAGGAAGCUCUUGACCUAUAUGCUUGGCUCGUGUCAAAACUGGAGGGAAACGUGCAUCAAAUAUGACUUUAUUAAAGAAUGUUAGGAGACAUGGAGUCACAUUUUUCAAACAGUUCAAACCUCUUCAUCUGAAGCAUCUUGUCACUUUCAUUAAUGCCCCCCUUUUAUAUGACUCUCAUGUAGGCGCCGAAUUAUUGUUAGGAUUACAAACAGAGGGUUUGACUUUAAACCCGAACUAAUAAUUAUUCCAUACGAAUAACAUACUGAAAAUAAUGGUUGAAACAAAACCGUAAUCAACUUUUCAAUUAUAAAUCAUGUCUCACGCAAGUACUGUCUUGUGUAAAAUACUAUUCACUGUAAACUAAAAUUCAAAAGAGAUUAUAAAUGUAGGCCAUUUGUCAUCUUCAAAACUGUUACCUUCGUAGUAUGCACAUUCGAAAUAUACAUUGUUUAAAUAAAAACGUAAUGAGCCUGUCGUGUGUAAAAAUACUCUCUACACCAAUUACGUUUCUGAAUGUCUUACUCAUAUGACGGAACUGUAUAAAAUGAUAUUAAGUUCUACUAUUUCUCAAUUGUUAAAAGUAAUGUAUGUGUACAUCUUUCCAUAGAUUCUGAAUCACAGGUGUUGACAAACUAAAAGAGAAUAAUAACUGAAGUUGCUAAAUGAGCUCAUAAGGACACAUUUGUCUCAUUAUCCAAGUGAUAUUCUAAACAAAGCAAUGCCUGCAUGUAUCCAUGCAAUGCAUAGAAACAGUAUUUACGUAGUCCAAACAUAAGUGUCAUAAGAAGGUUAAUGUGAUGCUAACAUAAUAAUGGUAUAUUCUGGUUAGCUUUUCCUGUGUUGUUAGGUAAAUGAUUAUUCUAUUUCAAGAUAAGAGUGUAUUUUAAUACACGUAUAUUUAUGCAGCUUGUACAAUGUAUUACAUGAUCAAAGGGUCUUAAUUCCCCCUACAGGUCGUGUAAUAACUAUGGAACCGUACAACUACAUCUUUACUCUGUAGUAAAUAGGUGGACUUUUACAGCUGCAACCAUGUUCCUUUUGAACAUAUCAUAACACGCAAUUAGCGGCAAAGAUAAUGUGUUUGAACAUGUGUUGGCGAACGGAAAGUUCUCUUUUGCCUCUGCUGAAAGUGGGUCACACUGGUGAAACGUUAGGGUUGGCUGCGGUCGGAGACCAAGUGGCGGAAC